UCUGAACUGGUUCAAUUACAAAAGAAAAUUACAGUUUUAAGUUCUUCGGUGGCAGCCAUCGACAUUUUGUGAAUAUGAUCGACAUGAUUGGCAAUUUUUACCGAUUCAUCGGCGAUCUCCUCCAACCAUUAGUGGCCCCACGUAAUAGAUUGGCUCAGCUCAAUGCUGAUGAUGGUUCGACCGGUUCGCAUGGUUUGGCCCAUCUCGACGAUCUGGCCGCUAGGGCGCUGACUGCAGUUUUUGGUAUGGAUGCCGAGGGGAGAAUAAGGAAGGAGACGGCACGUUGUGUGGUGGAGAAGCUUGGUUUGAUCGGUGGCGAUGAGGAUGGAUAUGGGUUCGAGCUUGUCGGUGGGCCGGAAGAUGAGCUCCUGCGGGCCGAGGAGAUUGUGGGUGGAGCGGAGGAGGAGGAUGGGCCGCAGCAGCGUGUAGAGCUCCUGCGGCAGGCCUUCAUGGUGUUUGACGAGGAUGGUAAUGGUUUUAUAGAAGCUGUGGAGGUGAAGAGAGUGUUGGAGUGUCUUGGGCUGGCUAAAGGGUUGGAUAUGGGAGAAUUUGAACGGAUGGUUGAGAUGGCGGAUUUGAAUUUUGAUGGGAAGGUGGAUUUUGAUGAAUUUGAAUUGAUGAUGGGUGAAAAACAUAAAUAAGGAAAUGAAGAUCUUUGAUUGCUUGUGUAUACAUUUCGUGACUUUGCAUGUAAAAAAAUGUUUUAGGGUGCGUUUGAUUGCACCAAAGUCAAGAACUUUUUAACCAUGAAAUUUCAUGAC
This is a messenger RNA of Magnolia sinica, 761 nucleotides long. RefSeq lists its product as uncharacterized. Gene Ontology annotation, molecular function: calcium ion binding. The transcript has a single exon. Bases 75 to 641 code for a protein of 188 amino acids. Lineage: Eukaryota; Viridiplantae; Streptophyta; Magnoliopsida; Magnoliales; Magnoliaceae. The record is from RefSeq and is a predicted model, not a curated record.